AUGGGGACCAUCAACAGAAAGAUCUCCCGCUUCGACAUCACAGCCGUCUACAGCCACCCGAGUGCGAGGGUGGAUAUAGUUCUUGUCCAUGGUCUCAAUGGUGAUCCGCAAAGGACAUGGACCGCCAAGAGCCCAGGCGGGAACGGCACUUUCUGGCCAGCCGACCUCCUCCCCAAAACCCUGGAGGCAGAGAACGCGUAUGCCAACGUUCUGGUGUAUGGGUACAACGCAGAUGUCUCGUCCAAGAAGCACGGCACCGGUCCCAGCACCAACUACAUCCACCAGCAUGCGCAGACCCUGGUUACUUUCCUCACGACAUAUCGGAAAAGCAAGAAGACGACACGAAACCCAAUUAUAUGGGUGGCCCACAGUCUGGGCGGCAUCCUUGUCAAGCGGGCCCUGGAGCAUUCAGACAGUGUGCGUGUCGCCGACCACGAAGACUAUCGCUCCAUCUACGUGUCCACCUACGGCAUUAUUUUCCUGGGCACGCCACAUGAUGGCUCUGAGCUCGCAUCCUGGGGAUUAGCCCUGCAGGGCAUGGCCGGUCACGUCCCGAGGAAGUUUUUCGACAGCGAGCCGGUUCUCAUCGAGAGCUUGAGGAAAGACAACGAGACGCUGGAUAACAUCAACAUCAAUUUUCUCAAUAUUUACCAGAGAUUCAAGAUCCACAUGGUCCAUGAGAACCAGAAGACCGACCUGAAGGGGACGAAAUCACUGAUUGUGGACGCAAAAUCGGCGGCGCCUCGCUUACCAGGUGUCACAUCUUAUGGCGUGGAAGCAGAUCAUUCAACCAUGUGUAAAUUUGACGGGUUUGAUGCGCCUGGAUAUCGAACAAUUUCCACAGCCAUCGCUGAAUGGGUUCAAGCAGCACCUGAAGUCAUGGGUGUUCGUUGGAGCGUCGAGGACGACAGUCGUCGUGUCCGGGCUCAACUGGAAAUGAACGAACGAGCGAGACCAUUUCUUACACAGUCCGGGGGCUCCUCACAAGUGGUUGCUGCAUCGAGCCGGCAGAAUCACAUGAUACGGACCGGCCAGGUGGUCGAGGCGACCGCUAAUGCCCUCAGGGUAUAUGGGCUGAUUUUUCUGUUUGUAGAUGACCAAAAUAAGACUACUUCAAGCUUGCCGGCUCCACAAGAGCAAACCGCUCCUCCAUCUCCUCUUCCUCUCUUGGUCCAGCCAGCACCGCCUGAGCGGGGCACGCCAAGUCCACAGAAGCAGCAUGCCUCGCAGGAGACCAUAUUUUUACACCCCGAGGCGUUUAGGCCCAACUCGUACUUUGUUGGCAGGAAAGAGGAGCUUGAUGACCUUCACAGAAUGCUUCAGGACCCGAAGCGAAGGUCGGAAGGUUCUUCUACGGUCCUGAUUUCCUGUCUUCCGGGAGGGGGGAAAACUCACAUGGCCAGGCAAUACGUCUUUGCACACAAGGAUGAUUAUCCAGGGGGGAUAUUUUGGCUGCGUGCAACAUCCGUCCAGGAGCUCGAAGGCGAGUUCUGGCGUGUGGCAAGGACCGCUGCUCUCAAGGAUCUCAUGGACAAGACAGACAUUGACGAACUGAAAGACCAUACCAAAAUCAUUGAUUUUGUUCGGCAAUGGUUCAAUGGCUUGCGGGAAUGGCUCAUGAUUCUGGAUGGGAUCAUGUUUGACUCGGGCAUAGAACGCUUUGUCCCUGAUGCGAUUUCCUCGUCUAUCAUUAUGACUUCCACGGACGCGGCAGUCACUGGCAAUCACCACUUCAACAAUCCUCAACUCCUGCAACUACCACUUCUUCCAGCGCAGGAUGCUCAAGAGUUGCUGCUGCUGGAGACAGAGAAAAGGAAGCCAUGGAACCAAGAAGAUCUCAGCCAGGCGACAGAGCUGGUACAGAUCCUGGGGCGGCUCCCCUUGAUGAUUCACUUCAUUUCCCAGCAAAUAAAGGCGAAUCAGGAACCUUUGGCCACUUUCCUCAAGCGCUACCGCACCCGACCGAAAAUUGGAAAAGUACCUGCGUACGAAUAUGUGUUGGAGCAGCUACAAGCGCGGGGAGCCACUGCAGCUCUGAACGUCAUGUCCAUUUUGGUCUUCUUGGACUCCGACAUACCAGUUGAAAUGAUGGCGCUAGGCCUCCAUGCUCUCGGCAAAGAAGUUCCUUACAAGACGCGUGAUGCCUCUACUCACGGCAAAGGGAGCCUCAGUAAUACCUUGAGAGUGCUAAUCGCCUUCGCGCUGGUAGAGAGGACGGAGUCACAGGAUGUGUCACCAACCAGCUCGAGAAGCUCCCAUCAAAGCCUCCCCCUGCCAUCGGAGAGCCUAGAUACGUUACGGAUUCACAGUGUCAUCCAGCGAUAUUUCAUCGAAUCUUUGGCAGCAAAAGGUCAGCAAGCGUAUUGGCUCGAGCGAACAGUUGAGGUCUUUUUUAAGUCCUAUGAUGAGGCAGACCGACGUAUAUCAGAAUUGCCCAAAGUCGGCCUCCCGGACGAUUACAGAAGAUUCUACAUACACGGGAAGAAACUCGCAGAGCACCUGAAACGCUUUGAGAGAAGGCACUCGGAGCUACAGUCGUUGAGGAAAGAGGUUGAGGCGAGAUUGGAAGACAUUCACGACAAAGUUCACAGGCUGUCGAGCAAACUUCAGGCAAUGAUUAUCGACCAAUCCGAAGAGAUAGCACAAAUUUCAAUCUUCGACAAAACAAACAGCCUAUCAGAGUCCGACUCGGCCACCUCCAGCUCCCAAAGCCAGAGUCAGCAGGAUGCUUGGGUGCGAAUGGAUGAGGACGACCCUCGGUUCUACCAGUCCCCAGUCGCAUUUGUACCUGGCCACCGAUUUGAUGCGGAUGGACUGCCGUUUCCCUACCCCGACGGAAGCACCAUUCCCGCCGAACCGGAUCAGUACGAAGAUGAACAGGAGCGGACGCCACAGAUUACUCCGAAGGUCGGCCAGGUCUCGCCAGACCUGGCCCAAAACGGCUGGACGACGCUUGUGCCGAUAUACCACAAUCAUCAGAGGCCUAGGACCGAUUCUCUAAUCAACCAGAGAGGACAUCAUAAGAGCGACUCAGAGAUUGGUGUUAGCCAUGACAUCGCGAGAUCGCCAUUCUUUCACACCUCAUCGCCACGAGGUGGCUCCAGAUCUUCCAGCAAGGGCCGUUUGAGCGCGCACAGUGAAGCUGAGUUGGCUCUUCAAAAAAUGCGCAAGGCCUCGCCACCGGCUCCUCGUGGCGGAAGGGUCAUACAGGACAAGGGAAGGAGCCAGAGCUCUAGCACGGCCGUUAGACCAAAGGAUAUCAUGAGCCGUGGAGAAUACAACUACGCCAGGGUAGCUUCCGGCCUGACACCCACCGAUAAGUCAUCAGCGGCCGAGUUCUACCGCGGUUCUGGCGGUCAGCCUCUAUCCGGCUCAUCUUGGACUGCCGAAACCGUGAAAAGAUUCAAGGAGAGCCUCAGGCCGUCUGGCAGGAGGUCGUCGAACGAGAGCUCAAACAGCAGGACGGCCCUGACCCCUGGGAGCGUCCAGACCUCGCCUGGAACAGAGGAUGUAGCAACAAUGCCGCCAUUCCCACAAGUAGCAGGGUCGCGGACUGCCAGGUCUAGCCCCGGUGGCGUCACUCCCUUCUAUCCACCGGGUCUUCCGGUUGAGAGAAUGACUGCUGAUUCUCGCCGUGUUCUUCCACCGAGUCUGCACCAGUGGAAUACCAACUCUUACACUCCAGGACUGGGUCGGCUUGAAGCCCUGAACCUUCCAUAUGGGCAGCAGGGCUUUGGCAAUGAACUUAACGCGGUGCCAUACCCACCACACAUCUGGAUCCCGGCUUCGGGAGCAGUAUCGGCGCCAAUGUCAAGAGACUCAAGCCAGCAAUCGAGUAACCAAUCGUCAGCCAGCAAGAGGCGCGGAGGCAAUCUCGCGCUCGCGACGUCCGCCACUGCAAUGAGAGGGCGGAGGCACUCCAGCCCUUUGUCUAGCCCCGUGGGCUCAGCACCGCCACCAGCCUCCCGCCUCCCUGCGCUUGGCCGCAGCGGACCACCGUCGGCAGUCACGGAGCCAAGCCCGAUCCUUCGUCCAAGGUAUGAGGUGCAGGACGUGCCUGCGGGCCAGGCUCGGGUCUACCUCCCCGAACCCCUCCCAUGGCCGAGGCCGGGAGCCAGCACACCCGGCGCCGGCGUGCCGGUACGCCCAAGGUGGUACAAGCGAGCUUCAGGGCGGCUGCGUGGGCGGGCUCAGUCGCAAAGCCCGACUGCAGGACUUCGAGUGUCGGGCGGCGCCAGCGUUCACAGCGCCGGCAGCCCGGAGAUUGACUCUGCAGGUGACGGGGGGGAGGCGAUGGCCCGGUCCGGGUCUGGUGGAAUAGUCGUUGGGAACGGAAGGAUAAUAGGGUUCGGGGAGACGCCUGUCAGUGUGGACCUUACCAGGGAGUUCCCAAGAGCGCCGCCUAUGAGUAGGAGCAGUUCUGGCGGUGUUGGUUUGGGUAUCAUGCAUGAAUGA
Molecule: messenger RNA, 4455 nt
Organism: Diaporthe amygdali
Lineage: Eukaryota; Fungi; Ascomycota; Sordariomycetes; Diaporthales; Diaporthaceae
Exons: 6
Coding region: 1-4455 (1484 amino acids)
Source: RefSeq, a predicted model, not a curated record